GGCGAAUACAAAAAUUAAAAAUUAAUUUUAUGUAGGAACAUUUAUCAAGAUAAUCUCUGCCUGAAGAAGAAACAGAGAUUAUAAUAUAUACAGCUUAAAAAAUCGCCGAACAAUAUGCUCAACAAAAGCAUUAUCAUAAUUGAGGAGAGCCUAUAUCUGAUAUCCUUUGCAGCCACAAAUGUAAGCAAAUUAUGAAGAAGGGACUUUUUGCUUUGCCAUUCUUUUAAGUGGACGUCAUUAAAGUCAUUAACAAUUAUAACAAAAUUCAACUUUACCCCCAAAGCCACAACCUGUGUAAAAAUAUAAGGGAUAUGGACGAAAUUGCUGGUAAAUUUCUGGCAGGAUGCUGUUAAUUGUGGAAUUGUCAUUUGUGGAAAUAAAAACGCCUCAAAACAAAAGAAAAAUAUGAAAUGAAAUAAACUUCAAGUAAAAGACGGAAAAAAAAACCUAAGAAGUUUCAUUAAUAAAAUCAAAAUGGAUAAAACAAUUUUUUUAAUUUAUGCAAUUUUUUGCAUAACGAGUCAAUUAAAUGCUCAACAGCAUUACCGCAACAAAACGGCAACGAUGGCGGUGACAACAAAUGGAGUUUUAACAACGUCAGUGUCUUCCUCGCAGCAGCAGCAGCUACUACAACAACCAAUUCCACACUCCCAGCCCCUGAUGAUGAAUGAAUCUAUAAUUCCAAUUGCCGAGGCGGUGGCUGCUGUGAAGCCCUUAAUUCAAACCAAAAGUAACAGCAACACAAACAACAAUAACAAUAACAACAACAUCAAUGUUAUUAACAAUUACAAUGUAAUGCAACGCAACCACCAGAGUCGCAACCACAACUACAACCGCAACAACAUGAACAGCAACACCAACAACAACAAUAAGGAUGCGGAUAAUAUUGUUAUUGGAUUUCUAGCCGAAUACUCUCAAAUGCGGGUAACCCUAGGUGGUCUACCACUCGCUGUGGAGGAUAUUAAUAAGGAUCCCACCCUAUUGCCGGGUAAACGUCUAACAUUUAAAGCCUACGACAUAGGCCACAAGACAAGCGAUUAUCGUGUACAACCAAUUAGAAUUAUGACACAAAUGAAAAACGAUAAUAUUGCUGCCUUUAUUGGACCAGAUGAGAGUUGUACCACCGAGGCUUUGCUGGCUGCGGCUUGGAAUAUUCCAAUGAUCUCGUUCAAAUGUGCCGACUCGACAGUGUCCAGCAAGGAUACAUUUCAUACAUUUGCCAGGACCUUGGCACCGGCUUCAAAGGUCUCCAAAAGCGUUAUUAGUCUGCUGAGUGCAUUUCAUUGGCAAAAAUUUGCAAUCGUGGUCAGUUCAAAGCCCGUCUGGGGUGGUGGUGUAGCAACGGCCAUACAGGAAUUGGCAGAAAGUGAGAAUUUCACCAUCACCCACUUUCGUGAGAUAUCCGAUUACGUGCCAAUCGAUAACACUUUAAUCAAAAUGCAGAAAAUCAUCGAUGAAACCUAUACAACAACACGCAUUUAUGUUUUCAUUGGCGAACACAUAGCCAUGGUGGAUUUUGUGCGCUGUAUGCAGAAUCGCAAACUCCUGGAGGAUGGCGACUAUAUCAUUAUAUCGGUUGACGAUGAAAUCUAUGAUUCGAAACGGCGUGUCAACAUCAUGGAACGUAACUACUUGGAUCCUUACAUCAAGAAAGAGAAAAGCAAGUCCUUGGACAAGAACUCCUUUCGUUCGGUGAUAAAAAUUAGCAUGUCAUAUCCACAAAAUCCCGACAUACGUGAAAAAUGUACGAAAAUCAAGGAAUAUUCACGUAAACAUCCGUUUUUAGUACCCUACCAUGAACGUGUCUUUGACAAUAUUUCGGUACCCAUUUAUGCUCUGCAUUUAUACGACAGUGUGCAGAUAUAUGCCAGAGCUUUGACGGAUGUCCUCCAGAUGGGCGGCGAUAUUUACGAUGGGCGCCAGGUGAUGAGCCGCAUCUUUAAUCGUUCCUAUCAUUCGAUCCAAGGAUUUGAUGUACACAUCGACAUGAACGGCGAUGCCGAGGGAAAUUAUUCGGUAAUCUCUUUGCAAAGUGAUUCGAAUGGCUUGAACAAGGCCAAUUCCCUGGCGAAGAUGUCCAUGCAGCCAGUUGGUUACUUCGUCUUCAAUAAACAAUCAAUCAUUCCGGAAUUUCGUUACGUCAAACCAGAUCGUCCCAUCCAAUGGCUGAAAGGACGUCCACCAUUGUGCGAACCGCUGUGCGGUUUCCAUGGCGAGCUAUGCCCCAAGCGACGACUCGAUUGGCGCUAUAUGACCUCGGGUUCAUUUUUCGGAUUAUUUGUUGUCAUUGCUGCCGUAUUCCUAAUUAAGCACUAUCGCUACGAGCAGACCCUAGCCGGGCUACUGUGGAAAAUCGAUAUGAAGGAUGUAACAAUUAUCAAUAUGGAAAAUGCAAAUGACUACAACAAUACACUGAAGAAUAAAAAUAUUUACCAAAUAUGCCGACAAAGUAUUUUAACAGGAGGUGAUACAAAUAAAAAGGCCUUUACAAACAUAGGUUUAUAUCGUGGCAACAUUGUGGCCAUGAAAAGAGUUUAUAAGAAAACUGUAGAUAUAACACGUUCCAUUCGUAAGGAAUUAAAACAAAUGCGAGAGCUUCGACAUGAAAAUAUUAUCAAUUUUAUUGGAGUCUCCAUCGAUCAUGGAAAUGUCAUAAUUUUCACAACCUAUUGCGCCCGUGGCAGCCUCGAAGAUGUGCUGGCCAAUGAAGAUUUGCAUUUGGAUCACAUGUUCAUAUCGUCGCUGGUCAGUGACAUACUGAAGGGUAUGAUUGCCCUUCACGACUCCGAGAUUAUCUCGCAUGGCAAUUUGAGAUCGAGCAAUUGUCUCAUUGACUCCCGAUGGGUGUGUCAAAUCUCCGAUUUUGGUCUACAUGAAUUCAAAUAUGGUCAAGAGGAACCCCACAAAAGAGACUUGGAAUUAAAACGUGCCUUGUGGAAAGCUCCUGAACUCUUAAGAGAUCCAUCGCCACCAGCUCGUGGCACCCAAAAAGGCGAUGUCUACGCAUUCGGCAUUGUCUUAUACGAGAUUAUUGGUCGUAAAGGACCUUGGGGCAGCACAACCUACUCGCAUGAGGAAAUUAUUGCAUAUGUGAAGAAACCCGAACUUUUACACCAUGGAAUAUUCCGUCCAUCUCUAUCACAACUCGAUAUACCCGAAUAUGUGCGACAAUGUUUACGUUCGUGUUGGGAGGAAGAUCCCGAAAUGCGGCCCGAUAUACGCUUGGUUCGAAUGAAGUUAAAGGAACUGCAAGCUGGACUAAAACCAAAUAUUUUUGAUAAUAUGCUGUCAAUUAUGGAAAAAUAUGCAUACAAUUUGGAAGGAUUGGUACAGGAGCGCACCACCCAACUAUAUGAAGAGAAGAAAAAAACCGAUAUGCUGCUAAAUCAAAUGCUGCCAAGAUCUGUGGCAGAAUCCUUGAAACGAGGCGAACCCGUUGAGGCCGAGUGUUUUGACUGUGUGACAAUACUUUUCAGUGACAUUGUGGGCUUCACUGAGCUCUGCAGUACCAGCACACCAUUCGAGGUGGUGGAGAUGUUGAAUGAUUUAUACACGUGUUGCGACUCGAUUAUAUCCAACUAUGAUGUUUAUAAGGUGGAAACAAUCGGUGAUGCGUACAUGGUGGUGUCGGGACUGCCUUUGAGAAAUGGCAAACGUCAUGUGGGCGAAAUUGCGUCGUUAGCUUUACACCUCCUGCAAAGUGUGGCAAAUUUGAAAAUUCCCCAUAAGCCCAAUGAAACGUUACAGCUACGAAUUGGAGUGCAUUCGGGACCGUGUGCAGCUGGUGUUGUCGGUUUAAAGAUGCCACGUUAUUGUCUUUUUGGUGAUACGGUUAAUACAGCAUCACGGAUGGAGAGUUCCGGUGAGGCAAUGAAAAUUCACAUAUCCGAGGAAACGUAUCGUUUAUUGGAAAAUGUCGGUGGCUAUCAUUGUGUGGAGCGAGGACUUAUUAACAUCAAGGGCAAAGGUGACAUGCGCACCUAUUGGCUGCUCAACAAAUUGGAAGAACAUCAUUCGCAAGUUCCUGCCUUAACGUGCAACGAUGCCACACCGGAUCUGAUAAGUAACGUUGAUCCCGACAGCAGUACAACGAAUAGUACAAAUACCCUACAUCCGAUGUUCCACAAUUCACACUAUAUGAAACACCUACCCUACGGGCUGUCAAUGAACCCGCAACAACAACAACAGCCGCAACGACUGCGUUAUGUGAAAAAUUCCUAUUGUAAUUGUGCCACCAAAUGCAUCUACAACCGUCGUUCGGAUGACAAUGUCAACGCUGCCGAACUGCCGACCAUUGCCCGCAAGAAUCACGAGAAUGUCUGUAACAACACCCACCUGUGUGUGUGUCGCCUUAAUAGCAGUAUUCUGCACACGACCAAUAACCAAAGGGGACCACGUUCGGCGCCCGUUAUUACAUUUCGUUUGUGAAGUAAAUCUCAACUUGCAUUACGACCUACUACUACUACUACUCCGACCACUACUACUACUACUACUCGACAACAAAUACCAGUUAUAUUUUAUCUUGUUCUAGUCCAAUCUAUCGGAGACUAUCCCAGCUGUUGUACAUGCAUAUGUAUAAGUCAUUGUAAUCUAUGUCUAUGUGUCUGUGUCAUUUUGUUCCAUUACAUCUGUCUGUCUUUCGAUCUGUGCAAGUCAAUAAGUCUGUGACGGGAUUACAGAUACUUGGAAUGUGAUAUGUUGCAAUCAAUGUUUGUGGAUGAGUUUGUGUGUGUGUGUGGAUAAGAGUAAAAUGAGAUUGGAAGGAAUUUAUAAGGAGCGGGUUGUAAAUGAGUAAAAGGAGAAUGUAAUCGAUGUAAGGAGGGUAAAGAAUGUGUAGGAAUGUCAUGUAUUUAAAGAAGAACUUCAUAUUAUCUCCUCCAAAGGCGUUUUGAGUGUAGAAAAUCUCCAGGGGUCUUCUGAGUGAAAAAAUACCUUCUGGAGGUUUUCUCGAAAUCGAAAACCUUCCGGAGGACUUCUAAAAACAGAAGACCUGGAUGUGUAUAGAGGACCUCCAGAACGUAUUUUGUAUAGAAAAGAGAUUUUCUGAGACCUCCAAAAGGACUAUAUAUAUAUAUAUAUGGGUCCUCUGUAUACAGAAGACAACUACAAGGUCUUCUGUUUAUAGAAGACCCACAGAAGAUCAAAAAUACCUUUUGAGGUUCUUCUGUGUAUAGAUGACCUCUAGAAGGUAUAAAAGACCACCAAAAGGUCUUCUGCAUAUAAAAGACCACAAGGUAUUUUCUCUAUAGAAGACCUCUUGAGGUCUUCUGCAUAUAGAAGUUCUCCAGACACAGAACGUCCUCUGUGUCUUCUCUGUAUAGAAAACCUCUAGAGGUCUUCUGCAUAUAGAAGUCCUACAGAAGGUCCUCUGUGUAUAAAAGACCGCCACAACGUCCUCUGUGUAUAGAAGACCUCCAAAAGGUCUUCUGUUUAUAAAAGACCUCCAAAAGUUUUUCUGUGUAUAGAAGACGCCCAAAGAUCUUUUGAGUCAAAAAGACUUUCAGAAGGUUUUCCGUGUAUAGAAGACCUCCAGAAGGCCUCUGCGCAUAAAAAAUCUCCGGAAGGUCUUCUGUUUAUAGAAUUUUUUUUUUUUUUUUGAAUCAAAAAAACUUCCAGAAAGUUUUCCCUGUAUAAAAGACCUCCAGAAGAUCUUCUCUAUAUAUAAAAGACUUCCUGAAGUUGUUUUGUAUAUAGAAUACCUUCUGAAGUUCUUUUGUGCAUAGAAAACCUCCAAAGAGUUUUCUGUGUUUAAUGACCUCUAGAGGAUCCCCUGUGCACAGUAGACUGCCAAAAGUUUUUCCAUGUAUAAAUAACCUCCUCAAGGUCUUCUCAUUAUAGAAAACCGGCAAAAGGUCUUCUACGUCUAGAAGACCUCUAGAAGAUUUUCUAGCUGUACAAGACUAUCUGAUAGCCUCCUAUUAAUAUUCUCCCCUCGCUAUAUCAUUUAAAUAUUGCAAUCCGAUUACUUAAUCGUUCAUGCCAAUAAGUAUGAGUGUCACUGAAAAUCGUUUUAAGGUACUAUUAACUCAUUCACUUUAAAUCGUCGAAGAGAACUAAGUAUCGAAUUAGCAUAAUAUUUAUUGGCAAUCAUGCAUAGUAAUUGUGCAAAUAAAUAAAACCCUAAGGGGUCCCAAUCACUGUAGCAUAUCACUCCGAACUGUAAUCUACCUGUUACAGCAACAAUGAUAACAACAGCAAAAACAAAAAUCUAUCCCUAAUAUGUCAACCAUACAUUUCAAAUUCUUAUUAAUGUCCUUGUUUUCUGUAUGUUCUCUAUAUAAGUCAGUAUAAAUGUGCGUGUGAGUGUUUUUUUGAUGAAUGAGCGUGUGAAUGUAAAUUGUCUACGUGUAAUUGUUCAUACGUGUGUGUUUAAGUUUUUUGUUUUGUAUUUUGUGUCUGUGUGCGUGUCCUUUAAAAAAUAAAAAAAUUGUCUUUUUGAAAUCGUCCUGUAUGUCUAGAUUUAAGAAUAUAUAAAUAAAAAACAAAACGUAUGUACAUGGGUGUGAAUCUGUGGGUGAUGAGUCAAUAAAAAAAUGUGUGAGAGAGAGGGAGAGUGGGCGUGUGAUUGUGUGCGUUUUGAACGAUUUAAAUAUGGUUGUGAUAUUUAAUGUUCAAAUUAACUGUUAUGUUUUGUUGCUUUUAACACAAUUAUUUUUACAUCAAUAGAUAGAAAUCAACAACAAGCGAUGAGAACAAAUAAAACGAAAUAAAUUAAAAAGAUCUCGACGACAGUAUCAAGCUAUACAAUACCAUACACCACUACUACAAAAAAGAAAAAAAAAUAAGCGAGGCAUGAAAACAUUUAAACACAAUUUAAUGACAAGAUUAUUUUAUAGUUUAAAGUUAA
Messenger RNA from Musca domestica (house fly), 6847 nucleotides. RefSeq names its product guanylate cyclase 32E (gene Gyc32E). The record is from RefSeq and is a predicted model, not a curated record. The coding region runs from base 475 to 4428 and encodes 1317 amino acids. The transcript has 24 exons. Gene Ontology annotation, biological process: protein phosphorylation; receptor guanylyl cyclase signaling pathway; intracellular signal transduction. NCBI's taxonomy places the organism in Eukaryota, Metazoa, Arthropoda, Insecta, Diptera, Muscidae. Gene Ontology annotation, molecular function: peptide receptor activity; guanylate cyclase activity; protein kinase activity.